AUGAUUAACGGCGUACCGAUGGACGCAGCUUCCCUGGCAGCCAUGGAGACAUUCCUCCGGGAAUACGAAGCGGCUGCAGAAGUCGACCAAGACACUUCGUUUUGCGCCCUCGGCGACAGCGGAACAAGCGGUGAUGGCAGCUCGAGCGGUGAGAUCCAGAACGCGAUGGCCUCCCAGCGGCGACUGCGAUACAUCAACAAGGUCAAGGCUGAAAGAGUGGCGCUAAAGCAGCAAGAACAAGCACUAUCCGCCCAGUUACGCGACCUCCAGCAAGCUCAAACCGUAGCAAAGGCGAACGUGGUUGAAAAUGUGGCACUUGGCGCCUGGAAAGCCGUCACAAUUCGCCAAAGAGAGAGUCGACUCGAAGCCGAGGAACGGCGCCGAAAGCUCCGGCUCAUCGUGGAACACCAGUCGAAGGUAAUCCGUGAGAUGAAAGACUUGCUGCUCAAGGUCACGCGCGUGCCGCACUGCCCAAUUACUCCCUCUGAUGGGCACUCGUUCGCAUUAUUCAGGGCGUUUGCGCGUGAGCUCAACGCGCUUCAUGGCAUGACCGACCAGGUCUGUAGUGGAGCCAACUUCAAGCCUUCUCCGUCGCCGCUCAACAGCAGCGCGAUGACAUCGCUGAUGCUGCACGACCCAAGAGGGGACCGCAUCGAAGUCGACGGAUCGGAGAACACCAGGGCCAUGAAGCACCACUUCGACUAUUCGCGCGAGUUGGGGGAGAGCGCGACCGUGACGAGCCACUCCGUGGUGAGGAGAUACAUCGAGGCUGAUCGAGUCGUGUUCGUGUGGCGCGCGCUCACCGAAGGCCAGGGCGACUUUGAGGGUCUGUACACCGAUGAAACCGCGUGGUAUGUGCUGCGCCCGUCAGCAGCUAAGGACGAGGCGAUGGUCGUGGAGGCGGACGAGGACGACGUCAACGCCAUGACUCGGACGCUAGAAGGCAUGCUUCUAGACCAGGCAUAG
Molecule: messenger RNA, 966 nt
Organism: Phytophthora sojae
Lineage: Eukaryota; Oomycota; Peronosporomycetes; Peronosporales; Peronosporaceae
Exons: 4
Coding region: 1-966 (321 amino acids)
Source: RefSeq, a predicted model, not a curated record